Messenger RNA from Pomacea canaliculata, 2973 nucleotides. RefSeq lists its product as uncharacterized. Bases 1108 to 1623 code for a protein of 171 amino acids. The record is from RefSeq and is a predicted model, not a curated record. The transcript has 6 exons. NCBI's taxonomy places the organism in Eukaryota, Metazoa, Mollusca, Gastropoda, Architaenioglossa, Ampullariidae.
CAAGACAUUGCUCUCCAGACGAGACACAUAGGUCGCGAGCAGUAGCUGACAGCACGAUUCGGGAACUGUAGCUAGUGAGGUAGGUGCUAGUGAUAAAGAGGAUAGUGAGCUAGAUGUAAGCGGCGAUGAGGUUAGCGGGUCGGGGGGUUGGAAUUUGUGUUUAAAGCCCUGUAAACAAAUGCCACUUGCAGAGAAAGAACAGCUUGCCCGAGAAGAGAGCCGAACCCAAGACUAGUACAAAAGAUGACAGCGAGGUGGAGGAUGGCGAGAAUGCAGAUAGCGAUGGGUCAUCGGGUGGGGGUCAUGGAGGUACUUUCUUUGGACUAACAUCAGCCAUUCUGACCUCUAACAUCAACUGUCUUGGAUCCCCACCUCUCUGACUUCAGCUGAAUAUCAAACGUCUCUAUUAAUUAAUCAUUUUAACUACAGCUGAAGAUCAAUAGUCUCCACUUUCCUUUACCUUCAUCUGCGGGAGCUCGUCAAAGUGUUAUGCGUUUGUACUUCGUCGUACAAAAGUUGGAGUAAGUGUGCUAGGACUUAUUACAGUGUAUGUUACUUUUCACCAUAGACCACCUUCCUUUCGCCGCGGUGCAGGAACAACGGACGAAGGUCAGCAGCCAUCAUUUCGUCUGUGUCGCAUCGGACGGUCCUCCAUCCAACAAGAAGAAUUGCUCAAGAUUACAAGGAACAGUUGUGUGUGUCCAUCAAAGACCGUGCGCCCCAUACAGCAAAGACGCUUGGGUCAAGCUAAGUGGCUCGCCAAUACUAACAGCGCAGAAGUUCGCAAGAGGCUGAGGUUGGUCUUGGCAGACAGACAGCAAUCCACCUGUACACAUCCGUGAUUUGUUACUGACGGCAGGUGCUAAGCUACGCGCGAUUGGCUGGCUGGUUCUGCAGGUGUUAGUAUAGUGACCUUUUGCACGCCGGAAGAGGAAGGCUGGAGCAGCCCAUGACAUCACUGCAGUAGACGGUCAACACGAAGUGGCAGCUAGCUAGAGCAGACGACGAGAACUCUUUCACAGAGGUACAAAACGCUGUGGCGAAUGUGCUCAGACGAACGACGUGCUUCAGUAAUCCAAGAUCGCCGACACACCAAAUUUGGCAGUAAUGAUGAACAGAUUUCAUCUGAUGCUAUUGUUAUGCAUCUUGCCUUCAGUGUCACUAUUUGGAGUGGAGUAUAUUUGCCCAACAUUCAGAGAAGGGGUGAACAUUGUUGUCUGCAAAAUCAACAAGACUGCAGCAUCUGACAGUUCAAAAUGUACCACACAGCAAAAUGUGACUUUUGAUUGGACAUCAAAACAUACAGUCACACUAUGCACUGCACCUGCACCAUCCUCCUCUGCUUGUAAAAUACAGAACAGUCCAUUGCCUAAAACAUGCUGGUGUGACAAAUCAGAUCAAGACAUUUUUACAUACAAGUUUGCUUUUGUAGCCAACAAAAGCAUAGAUACAGGAGCUCUUCUGGAGUGCACAUAUUGUGUGCCACAUAUGGAAAAUGUGAACAUUGAUGGUUGCAACAUUUCAAACAUAGAAUUAUCAAGGGCUCAUUUGGUUAAUAAAACGCCGGCAUGGAUUGUUACACUAUUCUUGUCAGGAAUAGCAUUUAGUUUGUGGUGGCUUUAGCAAAGCGACAUCUUAGCUGGUCCUACCACAGACGUACGUGGUAUUACUAGGAAGAAAUUACUACCUGCCAAGGCACGCAAGAACCAGGGACGUCGAUGAGUUACACCAGAGAGCUUAGAUAAAUAGAGGGACCACUCGUGACCGCAGGGAAAACUCGUCGGUUAGAGUUAUCUUUCGUAACGUGACUCUAAGAAACGACACAAGCAAGCGAAGGUGAUCGUCUGAGGCAAGGUGGACAUUUUUUUUCUGCAAUUAACUGUCAGAACGCUAGGUUUAAAUUAACCUCAAAAGAAAAACGUUUCCAAAAUUUCCCAAAGGACGAAGAGAAGUAAGCUACGAAUUCUCAAAUUACGAUCCAUAAGUGUACUGUAGUUGAGAGCAGCCUACUACAACAUAGUUGCUCUUUUACUAUGAUUUUUAAAACGACUUUACUUAUUAUACUGUGAAACUGUGUGAUGAAUUUUCCCGUAUCCGAUUACAAACAUAUUUAAAUUUGUUAUAGUAUUAUCAUUUAAUUCAUUCGUCACUGGGGUGAGUGUUAUAAAAAUAUUUGUUAUCAAUAUAUUGAAAAAAGGUAUUACAACAGGUGCAAAAUAUGGAUGAAUUUUACAAGAAGAAAAGAUUUUGACCAUCUUACACCAUCUGAUAUAUAUGGAAAAGGCUACUGUCUUUGUUCUGAUCAUUUUGAGGAAAGUCAGUGCAACUGUCCAACCCCCCCCCCCCCCAAAAAAAAAAAAGUCUUGUCUGGAAUGCUGUACCCACAGUUUUCUCCAUUCCAAAUCCACCAAGCAAUGUUGAUAACAUAUGAUUAUUAGAAAAUAAUAUAUUCCAAUAUAUAUUACUAAGUCACAUUUUACCAUCAUGGGCCUUUGUUUCUGUCAUAUUUUAUUUUUUUUAAUUAACAUUCAUCAUGAGAGAUCACUCUAAUUGGCACAUAAGGCUAAUGAUGAUCAUAGCUUGCACUGCAAAAGAUCUGUUUGAACGUGUGUUUGUUUGUACAGAUUCUACAUAUAGAUCUAUUGGAUAUUUUGGCUACUGUUAACUCCUUUUCAUUAUGCUAAUAGGUGCUAAAUCUGUAAAUCACAUUUCCGUGUACCUGUAUUUGUAGGUAACUUCUUCAAGAAAGCAACCAGUGCAGUAUUAGAGUGUGCCUAUCGUAAAAAUAUUGACCAGUUACUUCCUGGGAAAAAAGUUAAAUCUCAGUGAUUUGACUUCUGUGGGAAAAGCUAAAAAGCAUUGACCUCUGUUGCCCACUUGGUGCGUGUGAUCUGAAAGGAAGUGUGAUUAAUCUGUUUAUCAAUGUUCGCCUUCAUUUUUCUCUUAAAGAUAGCUCUGUGUCCUUUUUGGAGA